GGAAGAGAGAGGCGGGUGGGGAUGGGGUGUAAAAUCAAGCCGAAAACUGCACAUUUCUCCAUCGAUUUUAACCCGAAUGUGAACUGAAUCGCCACCGUCAGUAUCACCUUUAUCAUGGCGUCCUGGGAGCAGAGAAUUUCCUCUUUUUUACUAAGUCCAUCUCAGUAUCUGUCCUGCACCACGCCGGAGAGCUUUCUAGCUGAACUUCUUGACAAACUGAGGGAUGGCAAAGCGCAUGACAGCAAGAAGAUACUCCUGCUCUCCAUAUUAUUGGAGCAUCCCACAAUCCUUUGCCCGACCAUGUUAGCGGGAGAAGAGGUGGCGCAGGAGCUUGUGUCCAUUCUCAACUGUAUUCCGCCCAAAUCCAUUAAUCUAAAAUGCCACCUCAUGUUGGCCAUCACCAACAUUCUGAUAUGCACGUUGGGCUUGUCUAACCGAACAAAAGUUGCAGAGGAGUAUUUGCACUUCCUCUUUACAUUGAUUCGGGACACUAACGAUAACGUGGGUGGUCUAAGUCUCCACUCUGUCCGAGCCACCGCUUGCGAGUGUCUUCGAGAAAUGGAAACCUGCCAACCAGGUCUUCUGUCACAGAAGCUAGAAGCUCUUUAUUAUCUAAAGCAGCAAGAAACUACUGUUUUGCACCAGGCUUACUCCAUGCUCUACACACAGGCACUCAAGAACGCAGUCUGGAUAUUGACCCAACAAAACGACAUGGAUAACGGCAAGCUUAGGAGCGUCUUAUCUGGAAAUGAAGGAUUUGUAUGGAAACCUGCAAAGUUUGCAAAGUCUUUAAGCGUGGCACAAGUUCCACAGCUCCCAACCACGCUGGAUUACAAAGAACUGAAGUCUGUAACAUCCUUGCUUUUGGAGGAAUCCUACUUGAUGACGUCUCCAUCGCAGGGUGCCCUGCUGCGAGGACUCGUCGAGAUGGUGGCGAUGGUACCAGGCAUCUCUCCGGCCAUAUUUAAGUCUCAGCUGCUCAGGCUUUUCGGGACGACCGAGGUGGAGCUGAUGCACGCCACGCUGUUUAUGAAAGGCAUGUUCACCGACAGCCUCUUCACUGCUGAGGAUGAGCAUUUCUUGCUUAAACGACUAGUUGGCAUGGCGCAACAUCCCCUGCUUAGAAUUCCAGAGAAGCUCUUUUACAUGGACUGCAUUCUUCACUUUCCCGAGAACAGACCCAUAUCUAGCAGUGGAGAGGAAUGCUUACCCGUUCUCAUUACACCUCAGUUUACUCUAUCCCUCUUCCCUAAUGUGUUCAACGACAGUACCACAAUGCUCUGUAGACUGAACCUUCUCUGCAUGGUGCAUCUCGAGGCAAAUGAGGAAGAGGACGGCCAAGGUCUGAGAUAUUUAAUUGAUCACAUGAUGGCCCUGCUCAGAAUAGUAGACAAUCAUGGGAGCAGAGAAUCUGUGGUGACGUCUUUCAGAGCAGUUUACAUUUUCCUCCUGCAAUUCAGCCAUAUGGAGAACCUCUCAGAGAAACUUGUCCACCAGUUACGUGAGCUGUACUCCAGAAACUGUCACCUUGCGCCAAAUCUGAUCAACCUUGCAGAUCGAAUCCAGGAACGCUUGGAGGAUUCGCUUUGGCCAGUCCAGCUGUUAAAGGCACUUCAAAGGUGCAUAGUGGAAAUGCCUCCUGUGCAACUGACCCUUCAGAGUUUGGGCUGGCACCUAAAAAUCUUGGCUCGAGUCGCACAGGAGAGUCAGAUUACCCAGAGAAGUACUAUUUGCUUCCUUCUUGACAUCCUCGUCAAUUCCAACCUUUGUGAAAGAAGGAGCUGGAAUGUCGGCGCCGCCAUUCUCGCGGUAUGCCGUAACUUGCUCCAGCACCCUACUCUCAACCAGAUGUUCAUCGAACUCUCAGAUCUCCUGCAGCACAUGUCCAGGCGUUAUGAGGACACGGAUAUUCAAGACCACGCCCGGUUCUACUACACCCUUCUUACUAACUUGUCCUUGGAAAAACUUGCAAGCAUCCUUGCCAAGGCACCUAUAGGAGGACAGAUGAAAGUGCGAUCUUUGUCAGCCAUCACUGCAAGUGAAGAACUUGGCAGUUGUUUGACGGUUCUUCAGACUGAGAGUUGUAUCCUCGAGCUUAUAAAAGUUCACAAAAAUGGUUCUCAGGAUGCAGGUCCAAGUGCCGAAGUCCUGAGUGAUGCAGACUUAUAUGAGUUUUACCAGGAGCAACUGAAAACCCCAGGCUUUGCCUCAGAGGUCAUUUUGAUGUACAACCUCGUUCAUGCUAACAUGCCGGAUCCUAGAUUCGAUCGAAUCUUCACCAUAUGCCUUCAUUUUGACGUUGACACUAUGCACUAUUCGGAUGUAAAUGACAUCUACGUGCCGUGCCUUUUUAGAGACAGGAAGCCGCAUAGCGUCAGCGUGACGCUGAAGCCGCAUCAUCCAUACCCGACGAGUUUACGAGUAAGUGCCAUUUUCACCACGGAAGAUGGCCAGUCUUGGCACACUCGCUUACCAGACGUUAAAGUUUCGUUCCAUGAGAUAUUUCUUCCCGUGCCUUUACCCCUAGGGACACCACUUCAGGGCAAAGCAGAGGUGUUUGACCGGAUUUGGGACACUAUAUCCUUAAAGGAACCUAGAACUUCAGAGACAAGCCUGUUCUGUUUUAAGACUGGAAGUGAACCUCUUGCGGAUCUGAUUGAGAAGAAUUUCCAAAGUUAUCUGAUUUCACGAAAAGUAAAUGGGUGGAAGGUUCUGUUUUUCCUUCCGCCGCUUUAUCACAUUUUAUUGAUGAUCAGAGAGGGUGAGGACGCUGUUCAGGUCAGCAUCGCUACAGACAACUGGGAACUGCUGCCCCAUGUCAACUCCUACUUACAAAUCAUAACCGCACACUGCAGCACGACAACCGAUGAUGUUUGAGGACAUGGUAUUGGAAUAUGUCUUUAAGCGUGUAUUGAAUUUUAAUUGAAAUAAUUAAAUAUGCAUUUUUAUUAUGUUUCUAUUAUAAUCGAUUGCCCCAAGUUAUAUUUCAAUGGGUUUGCGUCAAAGGUAGCUACGUACAAAACGUGGCCCAGAAGAAUGUAUAUCAAAAUAAAUAAUUGAAACUGCUAUAAUAAAAUAUAAUCACAAA
Messenger RNA from Clarias gariepinus (North African catfish), 3088 nucleotides. It is a transcript of the gene ap5b1, whose product is annotated as adaptor related protein complex 5 subunit beta 1. Gene Ontology annotation, cellular component: AP-type membrane coat adaptor complex; lysosomal membrane. Gene Ontology annotation, biological process: endosomal transport. Lineage: Eukaryota; Metazoa; Chordata; Actinopteri; Siluriformes; Clariidae. The record is from RefSeq and is a predicted model, not a curated record. The transcript has 3 exons. The coding region runs from base 115 to 2877 and encodes 920 amino acids.